Sorex araneus (European shrew) is the source of this 13272-nucleotide messenger RNA. RefSeq names its product dynein cytoplasmic 2 heavy chain 1 (gene DYNC2H1). Gene Ontology annotation, molecular function: dynein light intermediate chain binding; minus-end-directed microtubule motor activity; ATP hydrolysis activity. NCBI's taxonomy places the organism in Eukaryota, Metazoa, Chordata, Mammalia, Eulipotyphla, Soricidae. The record is from RefSeq and is a predicted model, not a curated record. Gene Ontology annotation, biological process: microtubule-based movement. Gene Ontology annotation, cellular component: dynein complex. The transcript has 90 exons. Bases 69 to 13007 code for a protein of 4312 amino acids.
CUCCCAGGGCUGGCGGGUAAGUGGGCUGCUCCCGGGCUGGGCCGCGGCCCUCCUUAGUCCCCGUCCCCAUGGCGGGCGCCGACGUGCGGAAGCAGUUCAUCUUCACCACCACCCACAACUACUUCGGGCUGCUGUCCGAGCCCCGGGAGUCCCCGCGGCAUCACGGCCACCCCGAGGUCAACAACUUCCUGGACGACGGCAACCAGAUGCUCCUCCGAGUGCUGCGCGACGAGCAUGGACUCUCCUUCUCUAACACGAUCGAUUUUGGUGACACAAAAGAUAAAGUGCUGGUGUUUUUCAAGCUGCGACCCGAAGUUAUUACUGAUCAGAAUCUACAUACCAACAUUCUUGUGUCAUCCAUGUUAGAAUCACCUAUAAAUUCUCUUUACCAAGCAGUGCGGCAAGUAUUUGCACCAAUGUUAUUAAAGGAUCAGGACUGGAGCAGAAACUUUGAUCCCAAACUUCAGAGUCUUUUGAGUGAACUUGAAGCUGGGUUGGGUAUAGUUCUGCGAAGAUCAGACACUAACUUAUCAAAACUGAAAUUUAAGGAAGAUGACACACGAGGUAUUCUCACGCCAAAUGAUGAAUUCCAGUUUUGGAUAGAACAAGCUCAUCGUGGAAAUACACAGAUCAGUAAAGAAAGAGCCAGUUAUUUUAAAGAAUUAUUUGAAACUAUUGCAAGAGAGUUUUACAACUUGGACGGUCUGUGCUUGUUGGAAGUAGUCGACCUGGUGGAGACGACUCGGGAUGUCAUGGAUGAUGUGUGGAGGCAAACAGAGCACGACCAUUAUCCUGAGCCACGGAUGUUGCAUCUUUUAGACAUCAUAGGUGGUUCAUUUGGAAGAUUUGUUCAGAAAAAGCUGGGAACCUUGAACCUUUGGGAAGAUCCUUAUUAUCUCGUGAAAGAAAAUCUAAAGGCUGGUAUUUCCAUUUGUGAGCAAUGGGUGAUCGCCUGCAGUCACCUAACGGGCCAGGUGUGGCCACGCUUUGUUCCUCAUCCAUGGAAAAAUGAAAAAUAUUUCCCUGAAACACUUGAAAAACUUGGUAAACGUCUUGAAGAGGUCUUGGCUGUUAGAACAAUUCAUGAGAAGCUUCUCUAUUUUAUACCAGCCAGUGAAGAGAAAAUUAUAUGUCUGACUCGAGUGUUUGAGCCUUUUACUGGCCUGAAUCCUGUGCAGUACAACCCAUAUACUGAGCCUUUGUGGAAAGCUGCAGUUUCUCAAUAUGAAAAGAUCAUUGCACCUGCAGAACAAAAAAUAGCAGGAAAAUUGAAAAUUUAUAUUUCAGAAAUUCAAGAUAGUCCACAGCAGCUUCUUCAAGCAUUUCUGAAAUAUAAGGAGCUGGUGAAGCGACCAACUAUGAGCAAAGAAUUGAUGUUAGAAAGAGAAACUUUACUGGCAAGACUUGUGGACUCAGUUAGAGAUUUUCGGUCAGAUUUUGAGACUCGGUGCCGUGGAACUCCUGGGGAUGCAUCUGGCCCUCUUUCUGGCAGAAACCUUUCAGAAGUUGUCAAUAACAUAGUUUGGGUUCGCCAGUUGGAGCUAAAGGUGGAUGAUGCUAUCAAGAUUGCAGAAGCUCUCUUAUGUGAUUUAUCAGGAUUUCGAUCUUUUCAUCGAAGUGCAGAAGAUCUCUUAGAUCAGUUUAGACUAUAUGAACAAGAGCAGUUCGAUGACUGGUCCAGGGAUAUCCAGUCUGGUUUGUCUGAUUCCAGAUCUGGUUUGUGUAUUGAGGCUAAUAGUCAAAUUAUGGAAUUGGAUCCUCAUGAUGGCUCACUAAGAGUUCAUUAUUCUGAUCGAUUGGUGAUUCUUCUUAGAGAAGUUCGUCAGCUCUCUGCCCUUGGCUUUGUUAUUCCUGCCAAAAUACAGCAAGUUGCAAACAUUGCACAGAAAUUCUGCAAGCAAGCAAUUAUUCUAAAACAAGUGGCACAUUUUUACAAUUCUAUUGAUCAGCAAAUGAUUCAAAGCCAGAGACCAAUGAUGUUACAAUCAGCCUUAGCAUUUGAACAGAUAAUUAAGAAUUCAAAAUCAGGAAGUGGGGAAAAGUCACAGAUUACAUGGGACAAUCCUAAGGAAUUAGAAGGCUACAUCCAGAAACUUCAGAAUGCUGCUGAGCGACUUGCCACGGAAAAUAGGAAACUGAGAAAAUGGCAUAUGACAUUUUGUGAAAAGGUGGUGGUUCUUAUGAAUAUUGAUUUGCUUCGGCAGCAGCAGCGUUGGAAAGAUGGAUUGCAAGAACUGAGAACUGGGUUAGCAAGUGUAGAAGCACAGGGAUUCCAAGCCAGUGAUAUGCAUGCAUGGAAACAGCACUGGAACCAUCAGCUGUACAAAGCUCUGGAACAUCAGUAUCAGAUGGGCCUGGAAGCCCUCAAUGAGAAUCUGCCCGAGAUAAACAUAGACUUGACGUACAAGCAAGGACGAUUACAAUUCAGGCCUCCUUUUGAAGAGAUCCGUGCUAAAUAUUAUAGAGAAAUGAAGAGAUUCAUUGGUAUUCCUAACCAGUUUAAGGGAGUGGGUGACGCAGGAGAUGAAUCGAUUUUUUCUAUUAUGAUUGAUAGAAAUGCAAGUGGAUUUCUGACUAUUUUCAGCAAAGCAGAAGAUCUGUUUAGGAGAUUAUCAGCUGUUUUACACCAGCAUAAGGAAUGGGUUGUAAUCGGACAAGUCGAUAUGGAAGCUCUAGUGGAAAAGAAUCUCUCUUCUGUGCAUGAUUGGGAGAAAAAUUUCAAAGCACUGAAAAUUAAAGGAAAAGAAGCGGAACGACUUCCAAGUACUGUAAAGGUAGAUUGUUUAAAUAUUAAUUGCAGUCCUGUAAAGACUGUGAUUGAUGAUCUCAUCCAGAAAUUGUUUGAUAUGCUUAUUCUUUCUUUGAAGAAGUCUAUCCAAGCUCAUUUACACGAAAUUGAUACAUUUGUUACUGAAGCUAUGGAAGUCUUAACAGUUAUGCCCCAGUCUGUGGAAGAGAUAGGCGAUGCAAAUUUACAAUAUAGUAAGCUCCAGGAACGGAAACCAGAGAUUUUGCCCCUAUUUCAAGAAGCUGAAGAUAAAAACAGACUUUUACGAACUGUGGCGGGUGGAGGUUUAGAAACAAUUAGUAAUCUGAAAGCUAAGUGGGAUAAAUUUGAAUUGAUGAUGGAAAGUCACCAGCUAAUGAUUAAAGAUCAGAUUGAAGUAAUGAAAGGAAACGUGAAAUCACGUCUUCAGAUGUAUUUUCAAGAAUUGGAAAAAUUUAAAGCUCGUUGGGACCAACUAAAGCCUGGCGAUGAUAUUAUUGAAACUGGCCAACAAGAUACUCUUGAUAAAAGUGCAAAGCUUAUAAAAGAGAAAAAAAUUGAAUUUGAUGAUCUUGAAGUCAUUAGGAAAAAGCUGGUUGAUGAUUGCCAUCAUUUUGGAUUAGAGGAGCCAAACUUCUCUUUGGCAUACAGCAUCUCCAAAGACAUUGAGAGCCGAGCGCAGGUGUGGGCCCUUUAUGAAGAAUUCCAGCAGGGAUUGCAGGAAAUUGCCAAUGAAGACUGGAUUACUUUCCGAACCAAGACAUAUUUGUUUGAGGAAUUUCUAAUGAAUUGGCAUGAUAGCUUAAGGAAGGUUGAAGAACAUUCUGUAAUGACAGUAAAAUUACAAUCAGAAGUUGACAAAUAUAAAGUUGUAAUUCCUGUCUUGAAAUAUGUGAAAGGGGAACAUCUGUCUCCAGAUCACUGGCUCGACCUUUUUCGCAUCCUUGGCCUUCCUAGAGGGACUAGUUUAGAGAAGUUACUGUUUGUGGAUCUGCUCAGAGUAUCUGAUACGAUUGUCGCCAGAGCUUCAGACCUGAAAGAUUUAAACAGUCGAGCACAAGGUGAAGUGACAAUCAGAGAAGCUUUGCGUGAGCUCGAUCUGUGGGGAGUCGGUGCCGUCUUCACACUAGUUGGUCACGAAGACAGCCAAGGACGAUCCCUGAAGCUGAUCAAAGACUGGAAGGAUGUGGUCAGUCAGGUCGGAGACCACAGGUGCCUCCUUCAGGCCCUCAAGGACUCGCCCUAUUAUAAAGGAUUCGAAGACAAAGUGUCAAUUUGGGAAAGAAAACUGGCAGAGUUGGAUGAAUACCUACAGAAUUUAAACCAUAUUCAGAGAAAAUGGGUAUAUUUGGAACCCAUUUUUGGCCGUGGAGCAUUGCCAAAAGAACAGACUCGCUUCAACAAAGUUGAUGAAGAUUUUAGAUCGAUAAUGGCUGACAUUAAAAAAGACAGUCGAGUUACAACGUUAACUACUCAGCCAGGAAUCAGAAAUUCUCUACUCACCAUCCUUGAUCAGCUUCAAAGAUGUCAGAAAUCGUUAAAUGAAUUUUUGGAGGAAAAGCGCUCAGCAUUCCCAAGAUUUUAUUUCAUUGGUGAUGAUGACCUGCUAGAAAUUCUGGGCCAGUCCACCAACCCAUCAGUGAUUCAGUCUCACCUUAAGAAACUGUUUGCUGGUAUUAACAGUGUGUGCUUUGAUGAGGAAUCAAAACAUAUCACUGCUAUGAAAUCUUUAGAGGGAGAGGUCGUACCUUUAAAAAAAAAAGUUCUUCUAUCAAAUAAUGUAGAGACUUGGUUAAAUGAUUUAGCCUUGGAAAUGAAGGAAACUUUGAAACAAUUGUUGACAGAAUGUGUUACAAGUGGGCGAAGUUCUCAAGGUGCCAUCGACCCAUCUUUGUUCCCUUCCCAGAUAUUGUGCUUGGCGGAACAGAUUAAGUUCACUGAAGAUGUAGAAAAUGCCAUCAAAGAUCAUAGCCUUCAUCGGAUCGAAACACAACUAGUGAAUAAGUUAGAGCACUACACUAACAUUGACACAAGCUCUGAGGAUCCCGGCAACACUGAAUCUGGAAUUCUGGAGCUUAAACUUAAAGCACUAAUUCUUGAUAUUAUUCACAAUAUUGAUGUGGUAAAACAGUUAAACCAGGUUCAAGUUCAUACAACUGAAGACUGGGCUUGGAAAAAACAAGUUAGAUUCUAUAUGAAAAGUGACCAUACAUGUUAUGUUCAAAUGGUGGAUUCUGAACUUCAUUAUACUUAUGAAUAUCAGGGCAAUGCUCCCAAGCUGGUUUAUACUCCAUUGACAGACAAGUGCUACCUAACGCUCACUCAGGCCAUGAAGAUGGGCCUUGGCGGGAACCCUUAUGGGCCGGCUGGAACUGGGAAGACGGAGUCAGUCAAGGCUUUGGGCGGACUCCUUGGAAGACAAGUUUUAGUGUUUAAUUGUGAUGAGGGCAUUGAUGUGAAGUCAAUGGGACGGAUAUUUGUUGGUCUGGUGAAAUGCGGGGCCUGGGGUUGUUUUGAUGAAUUCAAUAGACUGGAAGAAUCUGUCCUGUCAGCAGUUUCUAUGCAAAUCCAGACAAUUCAAGAUGCUCUGAAGAAUCAUAGAACUGUGUGUGAACUUCUUGGCCAAGAGGUACAAAUAAAUUCUAAUUCUGGAAUUUUUAUCACCAUGAAUCCUGCUGGAAAAGGUUAUGGAGGAAGACAAAAACUACCUGAUAAUCUUAAACAACUUUUCAGGCCAGUAGCUAUGUCUCGUCCAGAUAAUGAGCUUAUUGCAGAAGUAAUUCUCUAUUCAGAAGGUUUUAAGGAGGCUAAAGUCUUAGGCAGAAAAUUGGUAGCUAUCUUCAACCUAUCUAGAGAACUUCUGACACCACAGCAACAUUAUGAUUGGGGUUUGAGAGCUCUGAAGACUGUUUUGAGAGGGAGUGGAAAUCUUCUUAGACAGCUGAAGAAAUCUGACUUUAAAGAGGAAGUUAAUGAGAGUCACAUUGUGGUACAAGCAUUGAGGCUAAAUACAAUGUCGAAGUUCACAUUUGCCGAUUGCGCUCGGUUUGAUGCCCUGAUUCAUGAUGUGUUUCCUGGAAUCAACUUUAAAGAAGUAGAAUAUGAGGAACUGAGCACUGCAUUAAAGCAAGUCUUUGAGGAGGCCAAUUAUGAAAUCAUCCCCAAUCAGAUUAAGAAGGCUUUAGAGUUGUAUGAACAGUUAUGCCAGAGGAUGGGCGUCGUUAUUGUUGGUCCAAGUGGUGCUGGAAAAUCAACUUUGUGGAGAAUGUUAAGGGCAGCCCUUUGUAAAACUGGCAAAGUGGUAAAACAAUACACUAUGAAUCCCAAAGCUAUGCCCAGACAUCAGUUACUAGGUCAUAUUGACAUGGAUACCAGGGAAUGGUCUGAUGGCGUCUUGACAAACAGUGCUCGGCAAGUCGUUCGAGAACCUCAAGAUGUCAGCUCCUGGAUAAUCUGUGAUGGUGAUAUCGACCCUGAGUGGAUCGAGUCUCUGAACUCUGUUCUGGAUGAUAAUCGGCUCCUCACUAUGCCCAGUGGAGAGAGGAUUCAGUUUGGUCCAAAUGUGAACUUUGUAUUUGAAACUCAUGAUUUAAGCUGUGCCUCACCAGCCACGAUAUCUAGAAUGGGAAUGAUCUUUCUUAGUGAUGAAGAGACAGAUGUGAACUCUCUGAUAAAAUCUUGGCUGAGGAAUCAGCCUUCUAAAUAUAGGCAUAAUCUUGAAAACUGGAUUGGAGAUUACUUUGAAAAGGCAUUGCAGUGGGUCCUAAAGCAGAAUGACUAUGUGGUAGAAACAAGUUUGGUUGGUACAGUGAUGAAUGGUUUGUCACAUCUACAUGGCUGCAAAGAUCAUGACCAGUUUAUUAUUAAUCUCAUAAGGGGACUUGGUGGAAAUUUGAACAUGAAAUCACGUCUGGAAUUCACCAAAGAGGUUUUUAAUUGGGCGAGAGAAUCUCCUCCGGACUCUCACAGACCACUGGACACCUACUACGAUGCCAGUCAAGGACGGUUGGCAUCUUAUACGCUGAAGAAGCCGGAAAACCUGACUGCAGAUGAUUUCAGUAACAGCCAAACUCUUCCAGUUAUCCAGACUCCUGACAUGCAGCGAGGUCUAGACUAUGUCAAGCCUUGGUUAAAAGCCGAUACGAAACAGCCCUUUAUUCUUGUCGGCCCAGAAGGAUGUGGCAAAGGGAUGCUGCUCAGGUUUGCCUUCUCCCAGCUGCGCUCCACACAAAUCGCCACCAUCCACUGCAGCGCCCAGACCACGUCUCGGCAUCUCCUGCAGAAGCUGAGCCAGACCUGCAUGGUGAUCAGCACCAACACUGGCCGCGUGUACAGGCCCAGAGACUGUGAGAGACUAGUUUUGUACUUAAAGGACAUUAACCUGCCUAAACUGGAUAAGUGGGGGACCAGUACAUUGGUCGCAUUCCUGCAACAGGUAUUGACAUAUCAAGGAUUUUAUGAUGAAAAUUUGGAAUGGGUUGGUUUAGAAAAUAUUCAAAUCGUGGCUUCGAUGUCAGCUGGGGGAAGACUGGGAAGACAUAAGCUCACCACGAGAUUUACUUCUAUUGUUCGUCUUUGUGCUGUAGAUUAUCCAGAAAGAGAACAAUUACAGACAAUCUAUGGAGCAUAUUUGGAGCCAGUUUUACAUAAAAAUUUGAAGAAUCAUCCUAUCUGGGGUUCUACAUCAAAAAUAUAUCUCUUGGCAGGAUCUAUGGUACAGGUGUAUGAACAGGUGCGGACCAAAUUUACAGUUGAUGACUACAGCCAUUAUUUCUUUACUCCUUGCAUUCUUACCCAGUGGGUUCUUGGCUUAUUCAGAUAUGAUUUAGAAGGAGGAUCUGCAAAUCAUCCACUAGAUUAUGUGCUAGAGAUUGUAGCCUAUGAAGCAAGGCGCUUAUUUCGUGAUAAAAUUGUUGGUGCAAAGGAACUUCAUUUAUUCGACAGCAUUUUGACAUCGGUGUUUCAGGGAGACUGGGGCUCAACCAUCCUGGACAAUAUGGCAGACAGUUUUUAUGUCACCUGGGGAGCCCGACACAAUGCAGCAGGAAGGGCACUCCCAGGACAGCCAUUGCCUCCCCAUGGAAAACCACUUGGCAAACUCAGCUCUGCAGACCUCAAGGAUGUUAUUACAAAGGGUCUAAUUCACUACGGCCGAGACAACCAGACUCUGGAUAUCCUGCUCUUCCAAGAGGUCCUGGAGUAUGCGUCCCGGAUCGACCGAGUGCUGAGCUGCCCCGGGGGCUCCCUCCUCCUGGCCGGGCGCAGCGGUGUGGGCCGCCGGACGCUGACCUCCUUGGUCAGCCACAUGCACGGAGCAGUUCUCUUUUCUCCCAAGGUGUCCAGAGGCUAUGAACUGAAGCAGUUCAAAAACGAUCUUAAAAGUGUGCUGAAUCUUGCUGGCAUUGAAGCCCAGCAGGUGGUCCUUCUGCUGGAGGAUUACCAAUUUGUCCAUCCUGCAUUUUUAGAAAUGAUCAAUAGCCUUUUGUCUUCAGGCGAAGUCCCUGGGCUGUACACGCUGGAGGAGCUGGAGCCCCUGCUGCUGCCCCUCAAGGACCAGGCCUCCCAGGAUGGCUUCUUCGGGCCUGUCUUCAGUUACUUCACAUACCGAAUUCAACAAAACUUGCAUAUUGUCUUGAUAAUGGACUCUGCAAACUUAAACUUUAUAAUAAACUGUGAGAGUAAUCCAGCUUUAAAUAAGAAAUGCCAGGUGUUGUGGAUGGAGGGCUGGUCAGAUAGCAGUAUGAAGAAGAUACCUGAAAUGUUACUUACUGAAGCAAGUAAUGAAGAAAAAUAUAACAACAGAAAAAGGAAAGAAGACAAGAAAAAAAAUUCAGUGGAUCCUGAUUUUCUAAAAUCAUUUUUAUUAAUCCACGAGUCUUGUAAAGCAUAUGGUGCCACACCAAGUCGAUAUAUGACCUUUUUACAUGUGUAUUCUGCCAUUAGUAGCAGCAAGAAGAAGGAAUUAUUAAAAAGACAAAGUCAUUUGCAGGCUGGUGUAUCUAAGCUAAAUGAAGCCAAAGCUCUAGUGGAUGAACUGAACAGGAAAGCUGGAGAACAAAGUGUAUUGCUUAAAACUAAGCAGGAUGAAGCAGAUGCUGCCCUCCAAGAGAUCACUGUAUCCAUGCAGGAUGCAAGUGAGCAAAAGACAGAACUGGAAAGAUUAAAGCACAAAAUAGCAGAAGAAGUUGUUAAAAUUGAAGAAAGGAAAAGCAAAAUUGAUGAUGAAUUAAGAGAAGUACAUCCUCUAGUCAAUGAAGCUAAACUAGCAGUUGGAAACAUUAAGCCAGAAUCACUUUCAGAAAUUCGCUCACUGCGUAUGCCCCCUGAUGUCAUCAGAGACAUUCUCGAAGGAGUUUUAAGGUUGAUGGGCAUCUUUGAUACUUCGUGGGUGAGCAUGAAGAGUUUCCUUGCAAAAAGAGGUGUGAGAGAAGACAUAGCAACCUUUGAUGCACGAAAUAUUCCAAAAGAAAUAAGAGAAAGUGUUGAAGAACUUCUUUAUAAAAAUAAGGGAUCUUUUGAUCCAAAGAAUGCCAAGCGUGCCAGCACCGCGGCCGCACCCCUCGCGGCCUGGGUCAAAGCUAACGUGCAGUACUCUCAUGUCCUGGAACGGAUUCAGCCUCUGGAAACAGAGCAAGCAGGAUUAGAGUUGAAUUUGAAGAAAACUGAAGACAGAAAAAGGAAAUUGGAGGAACUUCUUAAUUCUGUUGGUCAAAAAGUGUCAGAACUCAAAGAGAAAUUUCAGAGUAGGACUUCAGAGGCAGCCAAACUCGAAGCUGAAGUCAGCAAAGCACAGGAGACAAUCAAGGCUGCGGAAAUCUUGAUUAACCAGCUUGACAGAGAACACAAGCGUUGGAAUGCCCAGGUUGCAGAGAUAACAGAGGAAUUAGCUACUCUUCCGAAGAGAGCUCAGUUAGCUGCUGCCUUUAUUACUUACCUGUCUGCCGCUCCUGAGGGGCUGAGGAAAUCCUGUUUGGAAGAAUGGACAAAGUCAGCUGGGAUCGAAAAGUUUGACCUAAGGAGAUUUCUGUGUACUGAAAGUGAGCAGUUAAUUUGGAAAAGUGAAGGGUUACCAUCAGAUGACCUUUCCAUAGAAAAUGCUAUUGUUAUCUUACAGAUCAUUGGUUUGAAAUCAUGGAGUCGGGUAUGUCCAUUCCUUAUAGACCCUUCUUCCCAAGCUACAGAAUGGUUGAAGGAACAUUUGAAAGACUCACGUCUCGAAGUGAUUAACCAGCAGGACAGCAACUUCAUCACAGCUCUGGAGCUGGCCGUGCGCUUUGGGAAGACUCUCAUCAUACAGGAGGCAGACGGGGUAGAGCCUGCGCUUUAUCCCUUGCUCAGACGAGAUCUGGUUGCUCAAGGACCACGUUUUGUGGUACAAAUAGGUGACAAAAUUAUUGACUACAAUGAAGAAUUCCGCCUGUUUUUGUCAACGAGAAAUCCAAACCCUUUUAUUCCACCGGAUGCAGCUUCCAUUGUUACUGAGGUUAAUUUUACUACGACUAGAGGUGGAUUACGAGGACAGCUUUUAGCUUUAACUAUUCAGCAUGAAAAACCUGAUUUAGAGGAACAGAAAACAAAACUAUUGCAACAUGAAGAAGACAAGAAAAUACAAUUGGCCAAACUCGAGGAAUCUCUUUUGGAGACACUUGCCACUUCUCAAGGAAAUAUUCUGGAAAAUAAGGAUUUGAUUGAGUCUUUGAAUCAGACAAAAGCAAGCAGUGCAGUUAUUCAGGAUUCACUCAAGGAAUCUUACAAACUGCAGCUUUCCCUCGAUCAAGAGCGCGAUGCCUAUCUCCCUCUGGCUGAGAGCGCCAGCAAGAUGUACUUCAUUAUCUCAGACCUGUCCAAAAUUAACAGCAUGUACCGCUUUAGUCUGGCUGCAUUUCUCCGACUUUUCCAGAGAGCUCUGCAAAACAAACAGGAUUCUGAAAGUACAGAACAGAGAAUACAAUCUCUUAUCAACUCAUUAAAACAUAUGGUAUAUGAAUAUAUAUGCCGCUGUCUAUUUAAGGCUGAUCAGUUGAUGUUUGCACUGCAUUUUGUUCGAGGCAUGCAUCCUGAACUUUUUCAAGAAAAUGAAUGGGAUACUUUUACAGGUGUGGUUGUUGGAGACAUGUUGAGGAAAGCUGACACUCAGCAAAGAAUCCGUGAUCAGCUUCCGUCUUGGAUCGACUCGGAAAGAAGCUGGGCGGUGGCCACAUUAAAGGUUGCUCUUCCCAAUCUUUAUCAGACCCUGUGCUUUGAAGAUGUGGCUCUGUGGCGAACUUACUACCAUAAUUCUAUGUGUGAGCAAGAGUUUCCAUCUAUUCUUGCAAAGAAAGUUUCCUUAUUUCAGCAGGUUCUUGUGGUGCAGGCACUCCGGCCGGACAGACUGCAGAGCGCCAUGGCUCUGUUUGCAUGUCGGACUCUGGGACUGAAAGAGCUGUCCCCACCUCCUCUCAAUCUCAAGCGCUUAUACAAAGAGACUCUAGAAAUUGAACCCAUCUUGAUCAUCAUUUCCCCGGGAGCUGAUCCUUCUCAGGAGCUUCAAGAACUUGCAAAUGCUGAAAGGAGCGGGGAGUGUUACCACCAGGUUGCAAUGGGUCAAGGUCAAGCUGAUUUAGCAAUUCAGAUGUUAAAAGAAUGUGCCAACAGUGGAGACUGGCUCUGCCUAAAGAACUUACAUCUUGUGGUAUCUUGGCUGCCAGUUUUGGAAAAGGAAUUGAACACCCUUCAACCUAAAGAUACCUUUCGUCUUUGGCUUACUGCAGAAGUCCAUCCAAAUUUCACUCCAAUUUUAUUACAGACCAGUUUGAAGAUAACAUAUGAGUCACCUCCAGGUUUGAAGAAGAAUUUAAUGCGAACUUAUGAAUCCUGGACGCCUGAGCAAAUAAACAAGAAAGAGAACAUCCAGCGAGCUCACGCUCUCUUCAGCUUUGCAUGGUUUCAUGCUGCUUGUCAAGAAAGAAGAAACUAUAUUCCACAGGGUUGGACUAAGUUUUAUGAAUUCUCCUUAUCAGAUCUUCGAGCUGGAUACAACAUCAUUGACAGGAUUUUUGAUGGUUCCAAAGAUGUUCAGUGGGAAUUUCUACACGGUCUGCUUGAAAACGCUAUUUAUGGAGGACGUAUAGAUAAUUAUUUUGACCUUAGGGUACUUCAGUCAUACCUUAAGCAGUUUUUCAAUUCUUCAGUAAUUGAUGUAUUAAACCAAAAGAACAAAAAAUGUGUUUUCCACUAUUCCAUAUCGCUACCAAAAUCCUGCAGCAUUUUGGACUACCGUGCCGCCAUCGAGACACUUCCAGAAGACGACAAGCCCAGCUUCUUUGGCCUGCCAGCCAACAUCGCCCGCUCAUCGCAGUGCAUGGUCAGCUCGCAGGUUAUUUCAAAGUUGAAGAUCUUGGGCAGAUCCGUAACAGCUGGUUGCAAAUUUGAUCGAGAAAUCUGGUCUAAUGAACUUUCUCCUGUCCUCAAUCUCUGGAAAAAACUAAACCAGAAUUCAAACCUGAUUCAUCAGAAAGUGUCUCCUCCUAAUGAUCGACAAGGGUCUCCGAUUUUGUCAUUCAUCACUCUUGAGCAGUUUAACGCCAUCCGCCUUGUGCAGAGUGUCCAUCAGUCCCUUGCUGCUCUCAGCAAAGUCAUCAGAGGAACCACCUUGCUGAGCUUGGAAGUGCAGAAACUGGCAAGUGCCCUACUAAACCAAAAGUGUCCUCACACCUGGCAGAGCAAGUGGGAAGGCCCCGAGGAUCCCUUGCAGUACCUUCGAGGCCUCGUGGCCCGGACACUGGCCAUACAGAAUUGGGUCGAGAGAGCUGAGAAACAGACUCUUCUCUCUGAAACCCUGGACCUGUCAGAACUCUUCCACCCGGACACGUUUCUCAAUGCCCUCCGCCAAGAGACUGCGAGGUCAAUGGGCUGUUCUGUGGACAGCCUUAAGUUUGUAGCAUCUUGGAAAGGUCGACUACAAGAAGCAAAGCUGCAAAUUAAGAUCAGUGGCUUAAUCCUGGAAGGAUGCAGUUUUGAUGGAAAUCGGCUCUGUGAGAACCAGCACGAUUCCCCCAGCAUGUCACUAGUUCUCCCUUGUUUUAUGGGCUGGAUUCCCCAGGACGCCUACGGUCCCUACUCCCCGGACGAGUGCAUCUCACUGCCCGUUUACACAAGCGCUGAGCGGGACCGUGUGGUGACGAACAUCGAAGUCCCCUGCGGUGACAACCAAGAUCAGUGGAUCCAGUUUGGGGCUGCACUGUUUCUAAAGGCUCAGUAGGAACCAGGAGAAGGAAAACGGCCCGAGCAAAAAGCCAGGUGUUGGUUCCUUAGGCUGGAAAUAAGACACAUGCCCUGGGCCGUGAGUGUCAGAAGGCAGCGUUCCACACUCGGCCAGGGAACCAAAUAUGUAAUAUUUUAGGUAAGAGAUUAAAAUAGUUUUAAUAGAUAUUUUGACAGUUGUUUUUGCAUCAUAAUUAAAAAUGCUAUGUUUAAAACCACAGAAGACUAUAGGCAUUUAAGAAUGAGUUUUCAAAGAGAAUAUA